GAGAAGGCGAGAUGAAACUUCCUGGUGUCAGUGGCUUUAAUCUUGGUGUGUUUUUACUCAGCACUUUGGUACUUUCUUUGGCUUAUUUGCUGUAUCACCUGGAGAAUUCUGACCCAGGGCCUCUACCCAUCUCUAGUAUGUCUCAGGAUAUAAAUAAUCUCCGAGAAAUGUAUAAGACACUGAAUAAAUCUUGUUUCAUUCUUGGAGCUUCUGGGGAGACGGGGAAAGUGCUGCUAAAGGAGAUUGUUCAAAGCCAACUCUUUGCCAAAGUCACACUUAUCGGCCGCAGAAAACUAACCUUUGAGGAUGCCACCUACGAGAAUGUGGUAGGUUUUCUUUAUCUUGAUUAUCUCCCAUUUACGUGAUCAUAGCCAACUUGAUGGAACUGUGGUACUAA
This is a messenger RNA of Rhincodon typus (whale shark), 397 nucleotides long. Its product is annotated as oxidoreductase HTATIP2. The coding region runs from base 12 to 365 and encodes 117 amino acids. The transcript is spliced from 2 exons. The record is from RefSeq and is a predicted model, not a curated record. NCBI's taxonomy places the organism in Eukaryota, Metazoa, Chordata, Chondrichthyes, Orectolobiformes, Rhincodontidae.